Molossus molossus (Pallas's mastiff bat) is the source of this 621-nucleotide messenger RNA. RefSeq names its product predicted GPI-anchored protein 58. The transcript has a single exon. NCBI's taxonomy places the organism in Eukaryota, Metazoa, Chordata, Mammalia, Chiroptera, Molossidae. The record is from RefSeq and is a predicted model, not a curated record. The coding region runs from base 1 to 621 and encodes 206 amino acids.
AUGGCGAGCCCGGGGCUGCGGCGGCGGCGCUGCGCUGUCCCUCUCCCGGGCUCGGCGCGCCCGCCCUCCUCCGCUUCCUCCUGCGCCGCCUUCUCCGGGCCUCGACCGCGCACCCCGCCCCGCGCCCCGACGCCCCGGGCAGCCUCAGCUCCGGCCCAUGGGCCGCUCCCCAGCCGCGCAUCCACCGGGGCCCGGAGACCGGGGCCGCCUGGCUGCGACCGCGCGCUGCCGCCGCCGCCGGGGUCCGCCGCUGCCGCCGCUGCUGCCACUGCUCCGUGGGGUCGGGUGGCUUCAUGCAAAUGUCCGGCUUUCUGCAAACAGGCCCCCGCCUUGCAAAGCCACCCGGCGGACACGCGCCGGAGCUCCGGCGGGCGCGAGCGGGCACUGACGGCGAGGCCAGCACCGGCCCUCGCACCAGUUGCGCCUCGGGCUCUGCAGUCGCCCGGAUGGGAGCUCGCCCUGCGCUCGCGCUCGGAACGGCCCCGUGUUCCCUCCCCUCUCCCCUCCCUCCCCGCUGCUCCGCCGCACGAAACGCAGUCGCCGCUCGGCGAGAGCUCCCCCUCCCUGUGGCUCCGCUCAGUUGCUUCUAGAAUGAAUCGCUCCUCCCAGGCGGGACGCUAA